AUGUCUUCUGCCGGAGGUGCUCGCCCUCUCAAGCGCCAACGAGAGGAUACGGACGACGGCGGCACCACCGGAGGCCCGCCGGCCGCUAAACGCGGAACGACAGCUCACGCUGUCGCGUCCUCGGACCUGGAGGACUGGAAUGCCGCGGUCCAGUCCCUGCAGACUGCCCGGAUCCCCAUCCCACCUCCACGCGUCCUGGAGCAGUGCCGCGCCCACUACCAGUCGUUCCUCGCGGAAUACGACCGGGCGCUGGACACUCUCCACCGUGCCGAACAGCGCCUUACGCUGUUCGAGCAACAGGCCGCCGGCGACGGGACCCCGCGCGUCAUCUCUGACGCGCUCAAGAUCCCCAACGUCCAGGUCUUCCGCGACGCCGUCAACGUUGAGCUCAACGAGAUCGUCGCGGCCGCCCGGGCCAAGGCCGAGGCCGACCUCGCCAUCGUCCACAAAAGCGCCAUCGCUUAUGUGCGCGCCAAGUACACCGCCCAAGUCGCGGUGUACCGGGACGGCGUCAACGUCGCCCAGCGCGCUGAUGCCUUCGAGGUAUGCCUGCAGGCAUACGCCCAAGGCAUCAUCGAAAGCGCGCCAGGCGGCGGAGAAAUCCAGAAAUGGAAUGCCGCCAUCUCACGCCUCCGCGCCGCGAUCUACGAGACCAUGAGCAAUCAUGGAUACGAUUUCGCGGAGAAGCUGCGCGAGGACACCGCCCGGAAGGACGCAAAAGCGACCGCAGUCGCGACCGCGCGGGCGAAGGCCGAAACCGAGGAGGCUGCAAAGCCUGUCGGGGAGCUUAUCAAGGAACAAGUAGACGAACGACUGGUGGAACUCGAAAAGCAAGUCAAGUCCCUCGCGGCUUCCCACACGCCAGCUACGGCCCCACCGGCGGCGACGUCAUCAUCGACGACGCCCAGACCGAACGGGAAACCACAGCCAGCCCCCCACAAAAGCCAACGCGGCUCGGGCUCGGGCGGCGGGAAGCCACCGGCAAAAAACGGAAACGGCGCCGUCGCGGACAGCAAGAAGACCCCCAAAGCAGGCAAGGCCAAGCGCCAGACCCAGGGGAGACAGAAGACCACUACGCGCUGA
Molecule: messenger RNA, 1083 nt
Organism: Mycena indigotica
Lineage: Eukaryota; Fungi; Basidiomycota; Agaricomycetes; Agaricales; Mycenaceae
Exons: 3
Coding region: 1-1083 (360 amino acids)
Source: RefSeq, a predicted model, not a curated record